Peronospora matthiolae is the source of this 126-nucleotide messenger RNA. The record is from the annotation of a GenBank genome assembly. NCBI's taxonomy places the organism in Eukaryota, Oomycota, Peronosporomycetes, Peronosporales, Peronosporaceae.
AUGGGAAGCCAACUGUUGCUGGCUCUUGAUGCGCUGUGCCGAAAUGACAGCUCCACUUGUGCCGAAAUGACAGCUCCACUGUGCCGAAAUGACAGCUCCAGUCGCACACAAUACCUGUUCCACUGA